AUGGCUUCCAGCCCGCUGCCGGGGCCCAACGACAUCCUGCUGGCAUCGCCGUCGAGCGCCUUCCAGCCCGACGCGCUGAGCCAGCCUCGGCCGGGCCACGCCAACCUGAAACCCAACCAGGUGGGCCAGGUGAUCCUCUACGGCAUUCCCAUCGUGUCGUUGGUGAUCGACGGGCAGGAGCGCCUAUGCCUGGCGCAGAUCUCCAACACCCUCCUCAAGAACUUCAGCUACAACGAGAUUCACAACCGCCGCGUGGCGCUGGGCAUCACGUGCGUGCAGUGCACGCCGGUGCAGCUGGAGAUUCUGCGACGCGCCGGGGCCAUGCCCAUCUCAUCGCGCCGCUGCGGCAUGAUCACUAAGCGUGAGGCUGAGCGUUUGUGCAAGUCGUUCCUAGGCGAAAACAGGCCCCCCAAGCUGCCUGACAACUUCGCCUUCGACGUUUCGCACGAAUGCGCCUGGGGCUGCCGCGGCAGCUUCAUCCCCGCGCGCUACAACAGCUCCCGCGCCAAGUGCAUCAAAUGCAGCUACUGCAACAUGUACUUCUCGCCCAACAAGUUCAUCUUCCACUCCCACCGUACGCCCGACGCCAAGUACACGCAGCCGGACGCAGCCAACUUCAAUUCGUGGCGCCGUCACCUCAAGCUCACUGACAAGAGCCCCCAGGACGAGCUAGUCUUCGCCUGGGAGGACGUCAAGGCCAUGUUCAACGGCGGAAGCCGAAAGCGCGCGCUGCCCCAGCCGGGCGCGCAUCCCGCCUGCCACCCGCUCAGCUCGGUCAAGGCGGCCGCUGUGGCAGCGGCUGCGGCGGUGGCGGGAGGUGGGGGACUGCUGGGCCCGCACCUGCUGGGGGCGCCCCCGCCGCCGCCCCCGCCACCUCUGGCCGAGUUGGCGGGCGCGCCGCACGCGCAUCACAAGAGGCCGCGCUUCGAAGACGACGACGACUCGCUGCAGGAGGCGGCUGUCGUGGCCGCCGCCAGUCUUUCGGCCGCCGCCGCCAGCCUCUCGGUGGCCGCGGCCUCCGGCGGCGCCGGAGCGAGCGGGGGGGGCGCGGGCGGCGGCUGCGUGACGGGCCUUGGCGCCGGCGCGGGCGCGGCGGCUGGCGCCAAAGGGCCACGCAGCUAUCCGGUCAUCCCGGUGCCCAGCAAGGGCUCGUUCGGGGGCGUGCUGCAGAAGUUCCCAGGCUGCGGGGGGCUCUUCCCGCAUCCUUACACCUUCCCGGCUGCAGCCGCCGCGUUCGGCUUGUGCCACAAGAAGGAGGACGCGGGCGCCGCGGCCGAGGCCCUGGGGGGUGCGGGCGGCGCGGGCGCGGCGCCCAAGGCCGGCCUGUCGGGCCUCUUCUGGCCCGCGGGCCGCAAGGACGCCUUUUACCCGCCCUUCUGCAUGUUCUGGCCUCCGCGGACCCCGGGCGGGCUUCCUGUGCCCACAUACCUACAGCCCCCGCCGCAGCCGCCCUCGGCGCUCGGCUGCGCUCUGGGAGAAAGCCCGGCCCUGCUGCGUCAGGCCUUCCUGGACCUGGCCGAGCCCGGCGGCGCGGGCGGGAGCGCCGAAGCGGCCCCCCCGCCGGGUCAGCCCCCUCCGGUCGUCGCCAACGGCCCGGGCUCCGGCCCGCCGCCUCCUGCGGGCGGCGCGGGCGCUCGCGACGCCCUCUUCGAGUCGCCCCCGGGCGGCAGCGGCGGGGACUGCAGUGCGGGCUCCACGCCUCCGGCCGACCCCGGCUCUGUGUCCGGGGCUGGGGCCGCGGCCGCCGGAGCGGGCCCCGUGGGUGCCCGAGUGCCCGUGCCCCACCACCCGCACCUCCUGGAGGGGCGCAAAGCCGGCGGAGGCAGCUAUCACCAUUCCAGCGCCUUCCGGCCGGUGGGCGGCAAGGACGACGCAGAGAGCCUGGCCAAACUGCACGGGGCGUCCGCGGGCGCGCCACACUCGGCCCAAGCGCAUCACCACCACCACCACCACCAACCGCACCAACACCACCACCACCAUCAUCCCCCGCAGCCGCCGUCGCCGCUGCUGCUGCUGCCCCCGCAGCCCGACGAGCCGGGUUCCGAGCGCCACCACCCGGCGCCGCCGCCCCCGCCCCCGCCCCCGCCGCUGGCCCCGCAGCCGCACCACCGAGGCCUUCUGUCCCCCAGUGGCACCAGCUGCAGCUACCCCAGCGAGGACAGCUCCGAGGACGAGGACGACGAGGAAGAAGAGCAGGAGGUGGACGUGGAGGGCCACAAGCCCCCCGAGGGCGAGGAAGAGGAGGAGGAAAGUCGAGACCCCGAGGACGACCAGGAGGAAGACGAGGAGACAGGGGUCCUGCUAGGGGACCCUUUAGUCGGCGGCGGCCGAUUCCUCCAGGGCAGAGGGCUGUCGGAGAAGGGGAGCAGCCGGGACCGCCCGCAGGCCGCCGCGGGCGCUUUCCCACUGGCCCUGAACUCCUCCAGGCUGCUGCAGGAGGACAGGAAACUGGGUGACCCCGGCGGCUCGGACCUGCCCCCGCCCCCGCCCCCGCCGCUGGCCUCCCAGAAAUCAAGCGGCGGCCUUAGCAGCAGCCCGGGCAGCCCGGUCCACCAUCCAUCACUGGAGGAGCAGCCCUCCUACAAAGAUAAUCAGAAAACUAAGGAAAAUAACCAAGUUAUUUUAUCUACAAAGGAUGACAACAACUUUUCAGAUAAGAACAAGGAGCAUAGCUUUUUCAUCACAGACUCUGAUGCUUCCGGAGGAGAUUUUUGGAGAGAAAGAUCAGGUGAACACACACAAGAGACGAAUUCACCUCAUUCACUCAGAAAGGAUGUAGAAAAUAUGGGGAAAGAAGAACUUCAGAAGGUUUUAUUUGAACAAAUAGAUUUGCGGAGACGACUAGAACAAGAAUUCCAGGUGUUAAAAGGAAAUACAUCUUUCCCAGUAUUCAAUAAUUUUCAGGACCAAAUGAAAAGGGAACUAGCCUACCGAGAAGAAAUGGUGCAACAGUUACAAAUUAUUCCCUAUGCAGCAAGCUUGAUCAGGAAAGAAAAGCUAGGUGCCCAUCUCAGCAAAAGCUAAAAGGUGAGCUCACCAGAGGAAACAGAUUUUCCUUAACUCUCUGAAUUGCUAUUGCUCGGCUGUGUUCUUUACUGAUAUACUUGAAAUAGCCCAGGGGAUUGAUGAUGUUGCAUCCUGUGUUUAAGCCGAUACACUGUUGAACUUCAUUCUAGGCAUGGGGCUUCCUAAAUAAAUGGCUAAGUGCAUCUUAUAAAUUCUGCAGAAAAUUUCUAAAACUAAGGGAAUUCUCAAUUCAGUCUUGCAGAUGUGAUCUUCAUUCUGUUUUGAGGUUUUCUACUCUUUCCGGUUCCUCCUGACACCCUGAUUCCUGGUCCUCUGAAGGAAACCGGA
Messenger RNA from Physeter macrocephalus (sperm whale), 3354 nucleotides. It is a transcript of the gene SKOR2, whose product is annotated as SKI family transcriptional corepressor 2. Lineage: Eukaryota; Metazoa; Chordata; Mammalia; Artiodactyla; Physeteridae. The transcript has 7 exons. The record is from RefSeq and is a predicted model, not a curated record. Gene Ontology annotation, cellular component: transcription regulator complex; nucleus. The coding region runs from base 1 to 3024 and encodes 1007 amino acids. Gene Ontology annotation, biological process: negative regulation of BMP signaling pathway; negative regulation of transcription by RNA polymerase II. Gene Ontology annotation, molecular function: SMAD binding; RNA polymerase II cis-regulatory region sequence-specific DNA binding; DNA-binding transcription factor activity, RNA polymerase II-specific.